ACGAUUUUCUUCAACCUUGCGGCAUUUACUCACUUUCCGCGUCGCAUUCGUUGCAUUUCCUUGUUUGUGCUGGGAAUUGUUGUUACUGGAAGCUGUCGUAUAAGGCAUAAGCUAAGAUAUAGUGAAAUAAGUAUUUUAUUCGUCAUUUAACAGCUCAUUCACCUGGCUGAAAUACGCAUCAUUUAGAAGUCUGCUUCCGGGCUUUCGAGCCUAGUUUAUAGCAGCCCGAAGCUAGGGCAAUGGCGAAUCACAGGCGAAGACGAGACAGAACAGAAGUCAGCUGCUGUCUGAAAUAUGUCAUUUUUGGCUUCAACGUCAUAUUUUGGUUCUUGGGUUUCUCCAUCCUGGCCAUCGGAGUAUGGGCGUGGUCAGAGAAGAACACAUUCAACAACCUCAGCCGGCUGACACAUAUUCCGAUGGAUCCGGCCUUUGCGUUCAUCAUCGUUGGCGCCAUCACUUUCAUCAUUGGGUUCACUGGCUGUGUCGGAGCCCUUCGAGAAAACACCUGCCUCUUGGCCUUUUACGCCAUCUGCCUGGCGAUCCUGCUGCUGAUCGAGAUGACCAGCGGCAUCCUGUGCUUCAUCUUCAAAGACUGGUUCAAGGAGCAGGCCACAGAGGGCUUCAGGGCCUUCAUCGUCCACUACCGGGAUGAUCCGGAUCAGCAGAACCUCAUUGACUGGAUCCAGGAGGGAUGGCUGCACUGUUGCGGUGUGGAGGGCCCCAAGGACUGGGACGGCAACCGCUACUUCAACUGCUCGGCCGUCGAAGUGGGCAGCAGCGAGGCGUGCGGCGUGCCCUUCAGCUGCUGCGUCAGAGAUGAAAACGAGAUAAUACGCAACAAACAGUGCGGAUAUGGGGUGCGCAGCCCCGACUAUCCGCAUGACGCUGCCAAUAAGAUCUACCAAACGGGCUGUCUACCGGCCGGAGAAGCUUGGGUCGAACGAAAUCUUCUGGUUGUAGCAGGCGUGGCUGUGGGAGUGGCGUUCCUCCAGAUUCUCGGCAUCUGCUUUGCGCAGAAUCUACGCGCGGACAUUUUCGCCCAAAAGUCCAAGUGGCGCUGACGGUGUGUGCCGCGGGCGUGACCGGUCUCCAUGGUCCGGUGACCGGUCUCCAUGGUCCCGUGACCGGCCCCCAUGGUCCCGUGACCGGCCCCAUGGUCCCGUGUGGUCCCGCCGGCGCUCCACCUCUCUCCCUCGACUCUACUCCUCUGUCCUGACCUGUCCCGGGGUCAGCAUGCUGACCGGCCGCCGCCCAGCCGCUGGGAUGAUGAAUAAGUAAUCGCUCAAUAUAUUUUUUUUUGUUGGUUGAUUUAAAGGCGAUAUUGAUAUGCUAGGAAAAUUUUUAUUGGAUUUUAUGGUACUAGUGGAAUUUUUCAAUGGGAUAUCUAAAGCCAAAAUUUACGUAAAGCGGAACUUGUUCCACAGGCUCUGAGCUUAUUUUUACCAAAUCUGUCCAUCAUCCAGUACUUUAUACUUUUCGGCUUAAAUAUUUGAGUCAACAAAGUGAAUAUUUCCAUUAUUCGGGGUACAUUUAGCCAUAGCAUUUGCCCAUCCAAGCAUUAUUUGUGCUUGAAGUUAUUUAUGUCCGUUAGUGGACUGGGUCAAUUUCCGUUCUAUAUUUACGGGGACGUUUUUACGCCAACUUUAUCCUCUCAUUGUCCUUGACAUUUUCCAUUGCAUCCAUCCUCCACAUGUUCGUUGCUCUGCGCCGGAUGGUCUGCUGCCAACUCUUAUCUCGUUACGGAAGCACUCCAGCUUCCUGUCUUCCAGGAAACUUCUUCUGUGACCGACGUGAAGCUCUCUACUCUCGAGUAUGUGCUGGCGCUCUGGCAGAUGUUUUUCAUAUCGCCAAAGUGUGACGUCAGAUCUGCCGACCGGAUUGGUCGGGAUAGACUGCCGCGAGUUUUGAUUGGUCAGCGGGUCGAGUCCUUGCUCGGUGAUUGGUGGAAAGUGAUGGCGUGACAGAACAGUCGAAUCUCAUUCCUUUCGGAAGUGGCCAAGGAGGGUGCUGUUUCAUCGCCAAGCUUUCUGAAUGAUAUUCGUGGUGAAUUCAUCUUCUGAAUGGUACUCGUGGUGGAUACAACUCGUGGAAAGACGUACCGACAAAAAUCAAACUGGGGUUGGUCAGCGCUGGACUUAUCGCGACGAGCAUUGAGUGUCCAUUGGUAGAUACUGAUCAUCUGAAAAGGCGUUCGAGUGUGAAACAACUGUGCUUGACAACAUUAUGUCUGAGUACAUGUCAGAAGUGAGGGUUUGCGCGCGUUACGCGCCUAUCUUAGGUUAACGCAAAAUAACGGUACUAAAACGGUCGUGUUUUGACCUGAGCACGUGCUGUACGAAUGACAACAAUGUCCGAGAUCGUACUCGUGUCGAGCUCCACGAUGUAUAGGGUAAAGUCGCUGAGAUUAUGUACUACUUAGCGUAGAUCGUGUGAGCUCUGUAUAUGCCAACGUCCCGAAGCAUAAGCGUGUGAGUUUAGCUAGUGAGAGUGACCUCCCGCUCAAAUGUUCCCGAACGGCGCCGAAAAACUAACGCCGAAUCGCCGCAGUUUCGAUGUAAGCGUUUCGGUUGGACCUUCUCCCAAAUCUUGGUAGUGUUUCAUGCAUCGCGGAGUUAUACUCAGCCUAACCUUUUGAAUUGGAGCGUGACGUCAAUGCCGUGCGAGUGAAUGGGUGUAUCCACUCGUCCGAUGCGUAGUCCGUAGUCGUGGUUUAAGUGAGCGUUUAUUGUCUGCAUCUCCGUUUGCGUGUGUGGCUGGAGAUGUGUGCGCGCCCGUCCCCUUCUGGGGUGCUCGAAUGACGCGCCACACUGCAUGGUAUCCUCGUGGUGCACUCCGCUGCGAAAACAACCACAUGCACACUCACAUUUGCACUUCACUAGUACCUAUCAUUCGCCGAUGGCGUGGUCUAGCCUCGUCCGAGUGUCGGUCGCAGAUGAUUUCACGGCCUUGGAAUGUCCCAGUGCAAUGUGUGUGAAUGGAGCUAGAUACACUCAAACGCGGCGUCGGUACAGCGGUGUAGAUAUUAGCGUUCGCACAAACUCUGCAUCAAGGAGACGUGUUGCUGUGAUGUCUGUAAAAAUGUUAACGAAUGCGCAGAAAACACUCGACGUUUUUACUUCGCCGUCGUUCUAAAGGGCCUAAGUUAUGUGUAUUUCGCUUCAUUGACUGUUUUACCGCAUGGGCUAAAGUCAAACGAUUACGAUCAAUCAUAAGACAGACACAACGUUUGCUGGAUGCUUGGUUGCGGAUUCUUAUUUACAAAUGUCUAGUUAAGUGUCUAUAUGCUAGCUUUAAGAUCAACUCCGUUAGUUUCGCACACUACAAUGGGUACGGUGAUAACCGGUUCACUUUUGCUUUAUUCUAUAUUUCUAUGGCACAUUUUCACUGAUGUAUGCCCGUGCGCCUAGCUUCUUAGAACUUGGUUUACCGUGUCGUGUUGGUAGUUUAUUCAGCUUUUAUAUAAUACAUGCACUGGUCGAGAUAAA
Messenger RNA from Amphibalanus amphitrite, 3485 nucleotides. RefSeq names its product tetraspanin-5-like. The record is from RefSeq and is a predicted model, not a curated record. Gene Ontology annotation, biological process: protein maturation; protein localization to plasma membrane. The transcript is spliced from 7 exons. The coding region runs from base 240 to 1061 and encodes 273 amino acids. Gene Ontology annotation, cellular component: membrane. Lineage: Eukaryota; Metazoa; Arthropoda; Thecostraca; Balanomorpha; Balanidae.